Molecule: messenger RNA, 5182 nt
Organism: Cyprinus carpio (common carp)
Lineage: Eukaryota; Metazoa; Chordata; Actinopteri; Cypriniformes; Cyprinidae
Product: EMILIN-1-A-like
Molecular function (GO): protein binding
Source: RefSeq, a predicted model, not a curated record
CAUCAUUUCAAGGCAGUUUUCAAAUUAUGACUGCGCAGGCGAUGAAAAAAAAAAACACGGACACUUCUCAUUAGUGUUUGACUGCGGACCGUGUGUCAUGGGUGAACUGACGGCAUCUUUGAAGAUUAAUGGACACUUUGCAAAAUGAUGACAAAGGUGCAUAAACUUAGACAGCACUUACACAGAACUUUAUGAAGUACAUCAGUGGAGAGUUAUCAGGGCUGUCAGACUGCACUCGAUGCGCACAAGGCGCAUUUUCUAAGCUGAAGCUGUUGGAUUUAACGAUCUUUGUUUUAUUAUUAUUAUUAUUUAAUCUGUUUUUACUGGGAAGUUAUGGCACUAUAUGUUGUUUACUUAUUUACUCUAUUGGCGCUGAUUUUGCCUGGAGAUAUUUGGGGAGCAGGAACGUACGCGUCACGAAACACUCAACAUGUGGAUGAGAGUCAAUCUGUAUCAGCUGCACAGAGUGGAUCUAAGGUAACCAGCAGACACAGGAACUGGUGUGCCUACGUAGUAACAAAGGCUGUAAGCUGUGUAAUGGAAGAUGGAGUGGAGACGUAUGUGAAACCUGAAUACCAGCGUUGUGCUUGGGGCCAGUGUUCCCAUGUGGUUUUGUAUCGGACCUAUAGAAAACCACGGUACAAGGUUGCCUAUAAAAUGGUCACAGAGAUGGAAUGGAAGUGCUGUUAUGGGUACUCAGGAGAGGACUGCAGUGAUGGCAGGGGCAGAACUACUGGUGAAGAAGGGAGAAGUGACAGCGAAAAGAUUAGACAACUUGAAGAACAAAUUCAAAAUCUCCAGUCAACCUUAUACGACAUGAAUACGAAAUUACAGGAAGGGAUCAGUGGUGGCAACAAUCUGGCUGAUGCAGCCCAGCCAGGGAUGAGGGAGACCAUUCACAGCAUCCAGACCAAGCUUGACAUGCUGGACAACAUGACACAGGUCCAUGAUAGAACCCUCACCAGCAUCAACAACCACCUUGUGGGCGGCAAUGGAAUCGGAAAUGAGUUGGACAGUCGAUAUGGCACACUUAAAGAGGAGAUUCUCAGGGAGCUGGAAAGGCGGGUGACACUGUCUUGCUCGUCAUGCCAAACUGGAGUGGAGAGCAUUAAAAAGCAACAGCAGGAAGACAGAGAGAGGAUCCGAGCUCUGGAGAAGCACAUCAGUGUGAUGGAGCAGCACCACCAACAAACUGUAGAUUUGCUCAAGAAGGAACAAUCACACUAUCAGAGUUGCUGUGAUUCCCUGAGCGAUCUGGACAGGAGGCUUGGUGCCAUUGAGAGGAAGGUCAGUUCGACUGCAGAGACAUAUGAUAUCCUUAGAGGACGUCUUGAGAAAGAGUUGAGAGGAUCAGGCAAUGGCAAUGGCGGUCGGGGAAAAGCGCUUGAUGAAAAACUAAACAGCCGUCUUAGAGAACUGGAGAGAAGACUGAAUGGGACUGUUCGAAAAACUGAGCAAAAAUGCUCCCAUACUGAGACAAGUAUGAAGGAGUUUGUCAACCGAGAGAUCAGCCAGAUAAAGAAGUCUGUCCUCAGUCGAAACGAUGAUCAUGGUUAUAGAAUAUCUACCAUGGAGAUUGAUGUCCAAGACUUGAAGCAUUUCAUUAAUGACCACAAAAAUGAUCUGGAAAGGAUAGGUAACAAAACAACUGAUCUCGACAGCGGGCUCAAGUCAGCGAUUAAUUUGUGCACAGAGACGUGCGUUUCAAAAGGGAGUGAGACAGCAGAUACUGUGAAAAGCCUGGAAUGGAAGGUUGUUGCCAAUGAGGAGGACAUUAAGAAGUUUGACACCAAACUAAAGGAUUUAAGUGUGUCUGGUGACUCCUUAUUUGACCGUAUUAUAGAUCUCAGCCAAGACGUUCAAAAAAUUAAAGAUCUGACAGGACAUAACGGCGAGCACUUUAACCAAGUCGCCACCGAUGUGGAGAAUAUGUUACGUGAUUGUGACAUAUGCAAUACGAUAAAGGAAGAACUUAGUGCAAUAAGAAACAUAACCAGCCAUACUUUUAACACGUUCCAGGGAGAACUUUUAGAUUUACGCAGAAAAGUAGAUUCAGAUGAGUAUGCUUGCUCGCUGGUAUGCUCAAACCUCCAGGAGGAAGUGGGCAAACUGAAAGAAGAGGUUGAGAAAUGCACAGGCCAAUGCGUUAUCAGCAUGGCUAACCAUCAGAGGAACAUGGAUAAUCAAAAUACCAUAACUCGCAAGCUUGGCAAAGACCUCCAGUCCAUUCAGGGUGAGCUCACAGGGGUAAUCCAAACGUUCAGCUCCAUCAAUGACACUCUGAAAGGCCUCAGGAACACCAUACAGGGGCAUGAAAACUCUAUUUUUGAUCUGGACUCGUCUAAGGAAAGAAUUAACUCUGAAUUAGAUCAGAUUCAGGAUGAUUUGAACAAGCACAAAGUAGACAGUAAAGUGCGUUUCGAUGGCAUCAGUAGCUUUAAUAGCAAUUUGACGAUUGAAAUGGGAGAAUGCAAACUUUCUCGAGAAGGGCUGGAUAAGAGGCUCUCGAAGAUGGAGGAUGUCUGUGGUAGACUGGAUUCCUUGUCAGUAGACCUUCAGACAAUCAAAGAUGGCCUGAACAAACAUGUUUCUGGGCUUUGGACAUGUGUCAAUGACCUAAACUCCACAGUUAUCUCUCAACGUGAGACCAUCAACAGCAUUCAAAAUGUUGACUUAGAGAACAUUCAUGCCAAAAUGAACAACCUCAACUCUUCCAUACUGCAUGCUCUCAAGGAGUUCCAGAGCUUCACUGAAGAGGACUUCACUGGACCUCCUGGACCACCUGGUCCUCAGGGAGAGAAAGGAUCCAAAGGACCAGCUGGGCCUCAAGGACCCCCAGGCAGAGAAGGACCACAAGGGAAAGUAGGACCAAUAGGACCCCCAGGCCUCAGAGGUGAACAUGGACCUCCUGGAGAGGAUGCAAGUGUCCCAAGACUGUCAUUCUCAGCAGCACUCACACGAACGCAACCCAGUGCAGGGACUAUUGUCUUCAACAAGGUCUUUGUCAAUGAAAGAAAGGCCUACAAUCCAAAGACAGGUAUGUUCACUGCACCUGUGAAGGGGCGAUACUUCUUCAGUGCAGUCCUGACAGGUCACAAGAAUGUCAAGAUCGAGGCAGUCUUGUCUAAAUCCAAUUAUGGAAUUGCCCGCGGAGAUUCAGCAGGCUAUCAGCCUGAGGGUCUUGAGAAACCCAUGGCAGAGGCACGGCUCACUCCUGGCUCCCUGGUCAUCUUCAACAUCAUACUUCCUCUGGAAAAGGGAGAUACUGUCUGCAUUGACCUGGUCACAGGUAAACUUGCCCACUCUGUGGAGCCCCUUACGAUCUUCAGUGGGAUGUUGCUCUAUGAGGAAGGUGACAGAUUGUAAGACCCAUCUGAGGACAAUGUCAGAUGUAAAAAUUUGUAUCUGGACAUAACUUUUUUGAAGAACAGUUCUACAUAUUCAGUGUUGAAUAAGGUUUAUAAUACAAACUAAAUGCAGGUUUGAUUUAUAACAGGCCAUAAGGAAACACAAGAUGGAUAUAUUUUUUCUCCAUUAUCAGAAAAAUGGACAGAGAUUUUUUUUUAUAUGGUUAAGUAUUUUUACAUUUAUUCUUGAAUAGCAAAUCAUAUAUUUUCAUAUACUGUAUGUGAGCAGCCAUGUUUGCUUAUAUUAAAAUGCAACUGAGAACGGCAAAGAUCUUUCUAAAAAAAAAAAAUAGCACAUACAUGUCACUUCUUGCCCCAGAAGUGAAUGAGUGACUGUCAAACUGGGAUCGGACUCAAGUAGAAUAUUUUACAUAAUUAUCAAUAACCUAACACAAUCUUUACUUGAUCUGACCUUACAAACCUUCAUCAUAGUAAUUAUUUUAAUGUAUAAAGAUACUGUGUGGUUGUCAGCAGCGUGUUGCUAGACCCUUGAAAUACUCAUAUGCCCCAGUAAACAUUACUGAGAAAUACUGAGAAUGGAGAUUACCAUUUACUGACACGAGAAUCAUUUUGCCUGAAUAUUUCAGCAAUUAUCAUCAUCACAAUCAUCAUCAUUCUAUCAGCUAUUUACAAUCAUAUGCCAGAUUCAGAAAUUAAGCACUCUUGAGCUAACUGGUCAAAUGGUUUUGCAAAAAGGUCUGAAUUUGUUUUUGAUUCAUUCAGACAGUUCACUCAUACACUGAAUCGUAUACAGCAUUUUCUCAAACGAAAAGUAAAACAAAAAGAGCACUGGAUGAGGUGGAUCUUUACCUACAAUACAGUGAAAAAACAAACCUUGCAAAUGAGAAAAUAUGGAUCUGUGUGUACUGUUGGUGUGGUUUCAGUUUAAAACGAGGAAAGAUGUUUUUCCCUUCAGGUUUUUUAGAGAUGGAUACAAUAAAUAUUACACAUGAUAUUUUCUAUUAUUUCCUAUUUCAUCACUGUGUUAUUCACUUAAUAAUUAACUUAACAUUUCUUCACUUAAUCUUCAAAUUUGGAAAAGUAACUAUAAAAGGACAAAUUCAAAAAAAGCAGGCUGUGCAGAGAGGGACAUUUUUAAACAUUCCACAGGCUAUAGAUCAGGAAAUUUCUGUAACCCAUUGUCUGGUGACUCUUCCAAAGAAAACUAUCAAAGCUUUUUGUGCUAGAUGCAGAAAAGAUUUCACCCGAGCUAUCUUUUUGUCAAUGGAUUUUUAUUUUCUCUCAUUGGACCACUCUCUUUGGAACAUUUUUAUGUUCUCCAAAUCUAACAGCUCAGAAUCUUGGUGGUCUAUGCCUAAUAUUUUCUUUAAUACAAAGGGAUUUAAAAGGACUUUGCACUGAGUAGCCUACUGUGAGAUCAAACCUUGACCAUUCAGUCCAUUUUAACCCUCAGAAGAGGGGAAUUCCUUAAAAGGUCUUCAUAAAUGUUACUUCUGAAUGCUUCAUUUUGCAGUAAGACAGGUGAUUUGCUCAAUUUCCACUUGGGACCAGGUUAUAUCAGCUGUCCAGGCAUAACAUGAACCAUAUAUUCAAAUCUGACAUUUUUAAGUUUCUUCUCACUACAGGCAUUACACAACAGUAUUAUAAUUCCGCAAAUAAAGUGUAUCUGACUGCUGUGCAACCCAAACAGUCCUCAGAUUAUUUUCAGCACAAAAUGUUUUCAUAAUCAUAACUUCUUCAAAGCUGAAUGCUAUAUAUUGAAUAUAGAGUAUAUUUGCAAUGCUAAUUGUUAAAUAAAAUAUUUUUCAAAAAUU